Messenger RNA from Anneissia japonica, 2643 nucleotides. RefSeq names its product ornithine aminotransferase, mitochondrial-like. Gene Ontology annotation, cellular component: cytoplasm. Lineage: Eukaryota; Metazoa; Echinodermata; Crinoidea; Comatulida; Comatulidae. Gene Ontology annotation, molecular function: pyridoxal phosphate binding; L-ornithine transaminase activity; identical protein binding. The record is from RefSeq and is a predicted model, not a curated record. Bases 126 to 1424 code for a protein of 432 amino acids. The transcript is spliced from 9 exons.
UCUAUGCUCCAGCUAGUUGUAAGGGAAUCUACCUUUUGUAUGGCACAUGUCGAUUGACGUGGUGGUGUGAAAUUGGUAAUAUUUUAGCUGGUUCAAUUGAUCUGACAUAUUUUUCUAUAAGCAACAUGUUCAAAAACCAUAUCAUCCGAGGGCAACAGUUGAUCCGCAAACUGAGCCGUGCUCGGAGCACUAUCCCCCAGUGCGCACCGGCAACUACACCUCAGGAAGUAUUCGAUAGGGAAUCCAAAUACGGCGCGCACAACUACGGUCCAAUACCAGUGGCUAUCACUCGUACUAAAGGUGUACAUGCAUGGGACAUAGACAACAAGCGUUACUAUGACUUCUUGAGUGCUUACGGCGCUGUCAACCAGGGUCACCUACAUCCUAAGAUCGUAGGAGCCCUGAAGGAUCAACUGGACAUCAUGACGCUGACUUCAAGAGCUUUCUACACGGAUGUCUUGGGAGAAUAUGAAGAGUUUAUCACCAAGAUGUUCGGCUAUGACAAAGUGCUGCCGAUGAACACAGGUGUCGAAGGUGGUGAAACAGCUUGUAAACUGGCUAGAAGAUGGGGUUAUGAGGUGAAGAAAGUACCCAAGAAUCAGGCUAGGAUCGUGUUUGCAAAUGAUAACUUCUGGGGAAGAACAUUAGCUGCAAUCUCAUCUUCAUCUGACCCUACCUGCUACGAGAACUUUGGACCCUUCAUGCCUGGAUUUGACAUGAUACCGUACAAUGACCUAGCAGCAUUAGAGAAAGCUUGCCAAAAUCCAAACGUUGUCGCUUUCAUGGUAGAGCCGCUCCAGGGAGAAGCUGGUGUAAUUGUACCGGAUCCCGGCUAUCUUCAGGGGGUCAGAGACAUUUGUACCAGAAACAAUGUGUUAUUUAUUGCUGAUGAGGUACAGACUGGUCUGGCCAGGACUGGGAAAAUGUUAUGUGUUGACCAUGAAAAUGUACGUCCUGAUUUAGUCAUUCUCGGUAAAGCAUUAUCUGGCGGUGUUUAUCCCGUUUCAGCAAUAUUAGCAGACGACGAGGUGAUGUUGACAAUACGUCCUGGAGAGCACGGCUCUACGUAUGGAGGCAAUCCUCUUGCCUGUAGGGUAGCAAUUGCAGCCUUAGAGGUUUUGGUAGAAGAGGAUUUGGCAAACAAAGCUGAUAAACUAGGAGUGAUUCUUCGUGAAGAACUUGGCAAAAUGAAUAAAGAUAUUGUGCCAAUUGUACGAGGGAAGGGUAUGAUGAAUGCUAUAGUCAUCAAGGAAACACCUGAUUAUAAUGCCUGGAAGGUGUGUCUGAAGCUGCGUGACAAUGGUCUCCUAGCAAAACCAACACACGGUGACACCAUUCGCUUUACUCCUCCCCUCGUCAUCACUGAAGACCAGCUAAUGGAGUGUGUUGAUAUUAUCAAGGACACUGUUAUGAGUUUCCAGUGAAUUGAUACUUAAAUUAUAAUACUUUCCAGAUAUUGCCGUGAGCCAUCAAGAUUGUCAACAGUUUAUUUUUAUUAGACUUAAAGCUCUGUUCACACUGUCUUAAAGCUCUGUUCACACUGUCUUAAAGCUCUGUUCACACUGUCCAAAUUUGUGUGAUGUGCCCAUAUAUGGGCAUGAUGAGGUCAUAUUACAUACCCAAAUAUAUAGGCAUAUCAUAUUUAUUUGUCACACAAAAUUUGAUAGUGUACAUCUGGUUGCUCUUUCGAGGUUCUUGUAUGGUAAGGGAAAACAUUGCAACAUUUAGCGAAAUGUUUCUUAUAGCAGCUGAUUCUGUUCUGACAGUUAAGUUUCCAGAUUAAUUACUGAAAUAAUUAUUUUGUUGGGAAAUGUAUUUUGUAAAUCUUGAUUUGGACAUGGUAAGAUAAAAAAUAAUUAAUAAAAUAAAUAGGGGAAAGAAUGAAAUUUGGUUAGAAAAAAACUAGAACAGAAUAAUCAACUUGCUGUUUUUAAGGUUUGCACUUUAAUAAUAAUAAUGUUAAUUAAAAGUUUUGAUGUAGUAGUUAAAAUUAUCUCUAAUGGACCAUAGCUACAAUCAUUGGUUGGAAAGCCGCUGGAAUACCUAUGUGUCAAAUUGCGAGGAAGGUAAUAGAGUGUCAGUCUAUCUUAUAAGGGCCGACACUACAUUGCAUGUGUAUAUUGUUUGCAUAUACAUAAGUCAUGUUCUUAAAUAAUGAUAUUCCUGGGAUUUAAUUAUUGUAAAUGCAAAAGCACUGUGUAAACAUAAAUCAUGUAUUUUGAUGCUUGUGAAGAUUGAUAGAUACAAAGUAUCAAAUUAAGGGCAUUUGGAAAACUCACUAUGUAAAAAAUUAUUCAUUGUGUACAACAUAUGUUUAAAGAAACCUUUUAUUUAAUUAAAAUUUAAACACAGAUUGUUAUCCCCUACCCCAAUAUAGACAACUUUGCAACUCUUUUAUGGGCACUGCACCGUAUUAAUUUUGAAGUUGUGUGCAGAUAUAAGUGAUAAAAUCCAUACAAUAAGCUGGGUUCAAUUCAAUAUUCACUUAAUAUUAAUAUUUAUAUGUAUGGUUUAUAUUACUUAUUUAAAAUAAUUCCUUUUGUGGCAUUAAAUAUUUAAUUUACAAUUUAACAGUAAAACACUUUUCUGAAACAGUAUAUUUUCCUGCUACUACAGUAAUAAAGAUCAGACUAUGUAUAAAAA